Molecule: messenger RNA, 1639 nt
Organism: Trifolium pratense (red clover)
Lineage: Eukaryota; Viridiplantae; Streptophyta; Magnoliopsida; Fabales; Fabaceae
Exons: 11
Coding region: 1-1245 (414 amino acids)
Cellular component (GO): membrane; U5 snRNP
Source: RefSeq, a predicted model, not a curated record
AUGAUCGUUGGAUUAUUUGCACCGAUCUUCUUAGCUAUACAAUUUUUUGUAGCUAAGAAGAAUCAUGUCACCGUACUCGGAUGGAUCUGUACAUCCGUUUCGAUCGCUGUUUUCGCGGCACCUCUUAGCGCCGUGAUACAUGUAGUUCGUACGGGGAGAGUAGAGUCCAUGCCGAUAGCUCUUAUCGGCUGUCUCAUUGUCAGUGCCGGAGCUUGGCUUAUCUAUGGUUUUCUCUUGAAGAAUAUUUACAUUUAUCUCCCCAAUGUGAUUGGACUCGCAUUGGGAGCCAUUCAGCUAUCCGUAUAUGGUCACUAUUCUCGUACUGGUCGGCGGCAGCCAGAUAUUGAAGUUGUCGAGGAUGUCGAGGAGAUCGUGGGGAUUGCACCAGAAUCAGAUGUUGAGGUUGAAUUAGUGGAGCAACAUGGUCGUCUGGUAGAGGUGGCAGGAGGAGCAUCAGCUUUGGCCACUGCAGUCGUUGAUGAUGAUGCUGCCACUGCAGCUGUUGAUGAUGAUGCUGCCACUGCACCCGUUGAUGAUGAUGCUGUUGAUGAUGAUGAGAUUAAGGAUGCAUGGCUUGACAAUGUUGAGAUUGAUCCUAGAUUUGCUGGAUUAAGCACUGCAGCAACAAAAGAUGAAGAGGAGGCCCAAGAACUUUCUUCUAAAGAUGUGGCAAUCAUGAAGAGGCGCAUUGCAAAUGUUCUUGAACCAGAGGAAACAGUCUUGCAAUGUUUGAGAAGGUUAAAAGGGAGUGGUGAUAGAAAGACAAAAAUGUCUGGUGAGACUAAGAUCGUAUUUGACCAACUAACUGAGGAUGCUAUGAAACUUAUGGAGAAUGGUGAAUAUGAUGUUUAUAAUGAAAAGAAAGAUGUUUUCGAGCGAGAAGCGGAAGGAUAUGAGGAAUUAGCCAGGGCAAGAGGAGAAGGAACAUCUUCACCUUUGGCCGGUGCAGAUGAUUUUGAUAUGUUUGCUGAUGAUGAUUCUGCCGCUAAACCAUCUACAAAUGAAAAUAAUGCAGUUAGUGAACCGUCAUCAGAUGCCAUUAAUUCUGGUACAGAAGGUGGAGCUUUGCAAAGUGAUUAUGUGUAUGAUGAAUCUUCUGGGUAUUAUUACAGCAGCAGUCUGGGCUAUUACUAUGAUCCAAAUACAGGGCUUUAUUGCUCUGCGGAAUCAGGGAAAUGGUACUCAUAUAAUGAGGAGGCUGGCACCUACGACGAAGUUCCCGAGGUUUCAACCAAUUCGAGUUGAGGGGCUUGUUUAAGGGGAGGAUAGACAAUUUAUAGCAUAUCCACAAUCAUUGUCUUCCAAUGGCAAUUUACAAAAAGAAACAUCAUUUAUCUUUCUGCACAUAUACUUUGUUGUGGGAAACUUGUUGAUGUGCUAAGCCAACUGUUUUUCUUCUGCCUUUAUCGUUUAAGGUUGCUGAUGUGUAGUAGCUUAAAAAUUCACCAAAGCUGAUCCCAAAAAAGCAUACUCUCUUGACCUGCGAGUCCCAUAGCAUAUUCUUGUGUCUUGUAGUGGAAGCCUCCUUGUGAUGGCGCCGGAUCCGACGUGAAAACCCCAUGAUUUGCGAAAACAAACAUAGAGGUAGUCAGUUUACCCUACAAAGUGCAAAUAUAUUUAUGCUCAUGCAAUUAUUGGA